CCACGACCCGACUUAAUUAUUAGCAAUAUAAACCGGAAGCAGUCCCUUGAAGAACCCUAGUUUAGCUUCUUCUCUUCUACAGCAAGAGUUAGGGUUUUGAAAAUCACCGGCAAGAGAGGAGAGAUGGCUCCUAAACAACCCAGUACGGGUCUUUUCGUUGGAUUGAACAAGGGUCACAUCGUCACCAAGAAGGAAUUGGCACCACGUCCCUCAGCUCGCAAGGGGAAAACAAGCAAGAGAGUUCACUUUGUGAGGAACCUCAUCAGGGAGGUAGCUGGAUUUGCACCAUAUGAGAAGCGUAUCACUGAGUUGCUCAAGGUUGGAAAGGAUAAGAGGGCAUUGAAGGUCGCAAAGAGAAAGCUCGGAACCCACAAGCGUGCCAAGAAGAAGAGAGAGGAGAUGUCCAAUGUUCUAAGAAAGAUGAGGGCUGGUGGAGCUGGAGAUAAGAAGAAAUAGGUCUUCAUGGUUUCACAUGAUGGGAGACUAUCUAUCUUGUUUUCAUUUACUUUUAUUUUCUCAAGUUUUUAUUGUUAGAAGGAAUGUUCUUUGUUUAAUUGAGACUUAUGAGUUAAUCAUUUUUGCAAUUGAACCUAGUAUAAACUUGUGUUUUUUGUGUAUCACUAGAUAUCAGAAAAUUUUUAUGGCUUUACAUUAUGAAGUUCUUUGUUCCUUAAUA
Vicia villosa (hairy vetch) is the source of this 676-nucleotide messenger RNA. Its product is annotated as large ribosomal subunit protein eL36x-like. The record is from RefSeq and is a predicted model, not a curated record. NCBI's taxonomy places the organism in Eukaryota, Viridiplantae, Streptophyta, Magnoliopsida, Fabales, Fabaceae. Gene Ontology annotation, molecular function: structural constituent of ribosome. The transcript is spliced from 4 exons. Gene Ontology annotation, biological process: cytoplasmic translation. The coding region runs from base 124 to 456 and encodes 110 amino acids. Gene Ontology annotation, cellular component: ribosome; cytosolic large ribosomal subunit.